AUGUCUUCAGAAGAUACAGACAACUUUGAAAAUAUAUGUUCACUCAAUGAUGAGUCUGAUACAAGACAUUCUUCAAAAUCAUUAGUAAUACCUAAUAAAAGCCCAUUGAAAAUAAAACUAAAAAUAAAUAAAAAAACUCUUGAACAUUCUGAAAGAAACAAUUCAAGUGUUGUGACACAUAUCAAGCCAGAAAAAAAUGAUUUGAAUGAAAAAUUAAAUUCAACAUAUUUAGAGGAGUUGGUAGAGGAAAAUGAAGAAAUAGUUGCAUUAGAAAGAGAAAGAGAAAUAAACAAUGUCAAUGAAGGUCCUAAAAUGAAAUUAAGAUCUACUAAAGACACUGAAUUUGAAGUUGAAUUAAAGAACAAAGAAAUAUGUGACAGGAAAAAAAAAACCCAUGAUUUUUGCUGUGAUUCUAAUUUAAAAAGGUCAAAAAGGCAAAGAAAACUAUCAAAAAUUAUUUAUCAAGAUAAUUCUGAUAAAAUAGAUGGUAUUAAUAAAAAAUUUCAAAAAAAGGAAGAGAAUGUUGUUAAUGUACCAAAAAAAAUAGAUAUGACAGAAGAUUCAAUAUGUGUAAAUAAAGAAUCUUUCUGUUGGACUUGCCAUAAAGAUGGAUCCGUUGUAAAAUGCGAUACCUGUCCCCGAGUUUUCCAUUUAAAAUGCGUAUCUUUAUCAAAGGACCCGUCAAAAAAUUGGAUAUGUCCCGAAUGCAGUUUGGUUCUGCAUGCCGAAAAAAUGUCAACCAGAUCUGAGGCUAUGAAAAGUCUUUCACUUGAUCAGCUUUGCACUCUUCUUAACUUUGCAAUCGGUAGGAUGAAAAAUGUUCCCGAGUCUCAAGUUUUUUGGAAGGCUGUAGAUCCUAAAGAAGUUCCUUCUUAUGAUAAGUACAUCACAAAUCCAAUGGAUUUAAAUUUACUUGAACGAAACAUGAAAGCAAAAAUGUAUGGUUCUCCUCAAGCUUUCCUUGCAGACACCAAAUGGUUGCUUCAUAAUUCAAUUAUAUUUAACUCAACUCAAAGUCCUCUCACAAGUACCGCCAGAUUUUUAGUUAAAAUUUGCCGUCAGGAAAUGGCAGAAAUAGAAAAUUGUCCUGAUUGUUAUUUAAAUGCUCAUACAAAAGAAGAUUGGUUUACUGAAGUUUGCCGAAAGCCUCACAUUCUUAUAUGGGCUAGGCUCAAAGGAUUUCCAUUUUGGCCAGCUAAAGCAAUGUCAACAAAUUUAAAAACACAACAAGUUGAUGCCAGGUUUUUUGGGGCUCAUGAUAAAGCUUGGGUUCCAGUAAAAGAAUGUUAUUUAUACAGUAAGGGCAGCCCUCAAAUUUUUAGUAAAAAAAGAUCUGAUUUGGACGAUGCAUUUUUAGAAGCUGAAACCUAUAUUAAAAAAAUUCGCCAAAUUUACGGAACUUUUUCUUACGCACCUGAUAAAACUCCUUUUGUUCCUGAAUUAUACGAUAAGCAAUUGCAAAAGAUUUCAAGUGAAAUUUGUAAGGUUUCGGAAUCUGUUGAAAAUCAAAUUUCACAAAAACUUGAAAUCUGUGGUAAUCGUAACAAAAUAAAUGAGGAGCAAGUAGAAGAAAAUUGCAUUGAUUCACAAGAAAAUUUAUGUUUACCAACUCUAGAACAAAGUUUUAGUCCAGAAACUGAUUCUUUAAAUGAAAAAUAUUCAACUGCUUCUGAAUGUCAAUCAGGAAAUGAAAUAAUUGAAAAAUCAGAACAUGUUGAAGAGCAAGAGAAAGAAAAAAUUUGUGAAAAUGAACUAGUAAGUAAUAAUAAUGAAGUGCCAGAUAAUGUUGACAAUCAAUUUCCCAAAUCUUUUGUUAACUUGUCUUGUGAUCAAAAGCAAAAAAUAAUAAAUGAGGCCAAAUUAUUAGCAACCCUAGAUGAAAUCACAGCUUUAGAGAAGCAAAAAGUAUUGAACGACUUGGGCUUAGAUGCAUCUACUGUUGAUAUUCGACAAUUAGCUCAAGAAAAUCGUGAAAUCCUUGAAAUUUUAAGCAAGAAAUGCCAAGAUUUUAGUGAGCAAUUAGGAGAAGUAGAUAUUAAAACGGAGAGUUCAGAAAAGUAUUUAAAAAAAGAAAACAAUGAUGUUACGGAUAAUGGGGAAAAUUUAAAUUUUAUUACUUCAAAAGUAGGUACGAUUAAAGUAAAAAAUGUUAAUAACCUGUUUGAAAAAAAUAGCAGUUCUGCAAAGAAAAAUUCAACUUCGCAGUUGUUACAAAUAAAAGACGUUCGAUCUCUACAAAAUUCUAAGCAUAAUUAUGAAGUUAAUGUUAAAGUAGAAAAAUCAUCAUUUAAUGACUCCAUUCAACCAAAAAAAUUAAAAUUAGAACCGGUUAAUUUAAAUGUAAUAUCUGUCGAUACGGAAAAUUCAACUGCUCAAAAGAAUUUAUUAAGAAGUUUGAGAUCGGAUGAGAAAACGGUGAAUGACGACGGAAAUAAAAAUGUCUUGAAUUCAGUAAGUGACGUUGAAAUGGAUCACAGUGAAAUUUCGGGAAAGAAUUCAAUGAAAGAAUUAACUAUUGAACCAAUAAAAAACAUUGAAAAUGAAAGUGAACAACAAAUUACUCGAGAUAAUAUUGUGUCACAAAAAAAUUUAACGGUUGUAGCUAAUUCUCACUUUCUACUGACCACUAGCAGGUCUCCAGUUGUUUCAGGACAAAACAAUCAACCAAAUUUAACAUUUUCCCAAAACAAUUUAGGUCAGUUAAGUUUAGUUCAUUUAUCAAAUAUGACGAAUGGAAUUCAAACGAAUUUUGUUAAUCUCUCUAAUGAAAGUGUCGGUUUUAACAAUUCUUCUACUGGAACAUUGUAUGCAUCACAAGGAUUUAAUCCUAAUUUUCCUUCUAAUUCCGGUCUGGGAUCCGUUAUACUUACUCCAAGUUUAGGUUCAAAUGUACAAACUUCUUUGUCAACUGUCAAUUCAGGAACAAAAGGAAGUAAAAUUUCCAGUGAUUCACAGAAAUUUUCUGGAAACAGGGGGGAUUCGUCCAAGUCCGUAUUAAUUACUUCUCAAAAUAAUAAAUUUUCUCCAGUGAUUGAAGUACCGGGUGAAGAAAUGACAUUAUCAGGAGAAGUUGGUUCUGUUACAGCAGAACUCAAUAAGUAUUCAGCAAAGAUGGCAGAUUACAUGAAAACAGCAAUUGAAAAUUUAUUAAGAGAGCUUUCCAAUCAGGGAUCUUUGGAAGCAAAAUAUAAAUUAUUAAUUCUUGAAAUGGAAAAACUUCAGUGGAAACAUCAACAAGAAAUAUCUGAAUUAAAGCAACGCUCAGAAAAAACAUUAAUGGAACUGAGAAACACAUUACAAAUGGAUAAACAAAAAUCAUUAGACGAAUUAAAGAGUCACUUGGAAUCCCACUAUCAAAAAAUAAUAAGCGAAACCAAACGUAAACAAUGGUGUGCUAAUUGUGGUAAAGAAGCAUUGUUUUAUUGCUGUUGGAAUACUAGUUAUUGUGAUUAUCCUUGUCAACAGCAACAUUGGCCUGGUCAUAUGAGUAGUUGCGCACAAUUGGGGAAUAAUAAUGUGUCAAUUGGAAGUACUACCAAUCCCCAAAUGCAAGUAAGUAAAAGAAAGAAUAUGAGAGUUAUUUAA
Molecule: messenger RNA, 3585 nt
Organism: Pediculus humanus corporis (human body louse)
Lineage: Eukaryota; Metazoa; Arthropoda; Insecta; Psocodea; Pediculidae
Product: zinc finger and mynd domain-containing protein, putative
Exons: 9
Coding region: 1-3585 (1194 amino acids)
Molecular function (GO): protein binding
Source: RefSeq, a predicted model, not a curated record